AUGGCUUCGCGUCCUCUUUGUAGCCAGCCGGCUUCUUCCUUCGAUGGCUGCCUGUUGCUUCAGGCCCUCAACGAAGCUCUGGGGAGACUCAGUGCUGCUGCUUUCGUGAGGAGAGAAACCGCGCAGAAGAUCCUUACCAUAGCCAAGCAGGAGCUGCUGCGGCUGGUGCUGCAGCGCAGCAGCAGUUUGCCGUCGCUGGUGAUUGUGUCUCACCUUGAGGUGUACAGACACUGCAACAUCGGAGCAGCAGCAGCAGCAGCAGAAUGGUCGGAUAACACUUGGCUGUUCGUGCUGCGGGAUCCUCUUAUUGGGGUGCUGCCCAGCAGCAGCGGCAGCAGCAGCAGCAGCGGAGCCGCAACAGCGCAGAGAAGCAGAAGCAUGCAGCUGCAGGCCGAGCAGCUGUUGCAGGAGCUGAAGCGGCAGCAGCUGCAGCACGAGCAGGGGCAGCAGCAGCAGCUGCUGCUGGAUGCAGAAGAUGAGCCUCCUG
Eimeria tenella is the source of this 487-nucleotide messenger RNA. RefSeq lists its product as uncharacterized. The record is from RefSeq and is a predicted model, not a curated record. NCBI's taxonomy places the organism in Eukaryota, Apicomplexa, Conoidasida, Eucoccidiorida, Eimeriidae. The annotation marks the transcript as partial. The transcript has 3 exons.